Messenger RNA from Staurois parvus, 297 nucleotides. The record is from the annotation of a GenBank genome assembly. Lineage: Eukaryota; Metazoa; Chordata; Amphibia; Anura; Ranidae.
AUGUAUCAGGGGCGGACUGACUGUUUGGAAACUCGGGCACUGCCCGAUGGCCCGGGGUCAGUAGGGGGCCCCAUGAGAUGCCCCUGGUACCUUUUUCAUAGGCUUUCUUGAGUUUGGGCAAGGACACAGGGGCCCCAUGAUCCCCUAUUGCCCGGGGGCCCCAUGAGUUGUCAGUCCGCCCCUGGUAUGUAUUCACUCGCUUGUCAAAAUCACUGCCGCUGUCACUACUCCUUUCAGCCAUCUAACAAAAAGCGCCCCCAUCCCUACUGUAAGCCAUUGCGCCCGGGGCGGCCGUUC